This is a messenger RNA of Thalassophryne amazonica, 1600 nucleotides long. RefSeq names its product zinc finger and SCAN domain-containing protein 21-like. Gene Ontology annotation, biological process: regulation of transcription by RNA polymerase II. Gene Ontology annotation, molecular function: DNA-binding transcription factor activity; RNA polymerase II cis-regulatory region sequence-specific DNA binding. The coding region runs from base 66 to 1376 and encodes 436 amino acids. The transcript is spliced from 2 exons. Lineage: Eukaryota; Metazoa; Chordata; Actinopteri; Batrachoidiformes; Batrachoididae. The record is from RefSeq and is a predicted model, not a curated record.
GCUGCGGAUGACACAAGCUUUAGCUGCGGAUUUAGCUCCUGUCAGACUUGCUGUUUCUCGGCACCAUGUCUUUCCCCUCCACGUUUAGCUCGCAGGUGGCGGCGAUCAUGGACGUGCUGUCCAAAGCUGCGGCGGCUGAAAUCACGAAGCUGGUGGACGACGGGAGUCUGGUUCUGAGGCUGGAGAUCUGUCGGCGGGAUGGUGAGAUCCAGGAGCUGAAAAAAAGUCUGAAACACAUGGAGGCUGAACUCUGUAAGGCUCAAGAAGCAGCCAGGAGCCAAGCUGACCUGUGUAAAGCUCAGGAAGCGGCCAGACUCCGACCUCCGGAGGACAAACAGGAGUCGACAGUGAGCGUCCGCAGCGAUGGAGAAGGUCUGGAACCAUGUGGCGUAUAUCUGGAACGAGCCGCUGCUGAUUCGCUCUGUGAACCUCCGUGUGAGAGGGCGGAGCUGGCAGAGAUUAAUGUUGUGAAAUCUGAGCCAAUAGAUGAAUUUGCAACCCAAGAAGCAAAGGACAGCACGGCGUUUGCUCCCAGUAACGUGAGCUUUGACGCCGAAGGGCAAGCCGAGCCGCUCUGGCCUCCGCCAGCUUGCAGCAUGUUUGACAAACCGUGUGUGGACGCGGCGCACGUGGCACAGCAGCAAUUACACAGGUUCCCAUCUCACACCGCCGAGCAGUACGCUGCCCACAGGAACACGGAGAGUACCUCCAAGUCUUCAUCAACCGCAGCAGAAGAAAUCGGGCACGAUUCGUUCAACGUGCCUGUAAAAGUUGAGCUGGAGGUGCGACCCAUGUGCAUGAGAGGCGUAACGUUGGAGCCGGUUGCUAACAAACAGUUGCACCACGUUUCGCACCCAGCUGCCGGUGAUGAGCGCCGCUUACAGUCCACAUUGCAACAGGCGGGGCCUCCAGCAGCUCCGCCCCAAGCGCCAAUGUCCACAGACGGCAUGCUGAACCCAAAUGCUGGACCUCACAUGUUCAGUAGAAACAUGCUCAGAGCAAAGAGGACAGUGAAUGUCUGGAAGGCCAGUCAGAAAGUGUUCACCUGCUCAGUGUGCAGCAAAGGUUUCCCCCGCUUGACCCUGCUGGAGGAGCACAAGGCCUCGCAUGGAGCCUUCAAACCCUUUAGGUGCCUCGAGUGCGGGAAGUCCUUCACCCAGAAGACUCGCCUGAAGACGCACCAAAGUGUGCACACGGGAGAGAGACCAUUCAGCUGCAAAAUCUGCGGCAAGAUGUUCUCCAGGCAGGACAACUGCCUGAGACACGAGCGCUUCCACAGCGGACUGAAGCCGUUCACCUGCGGCCAGUGUGGCAAGAGCUUCACAGCCCUCAGCAACCUGAAAAUCCAUCAGGAGAUCCACCUGAGAAGAAGAUAACACUCAGAGACACUCUGCAAGAGAUCACAGAAUUUGCACACAGCAAGUCAUUGUAUUAUGCAGCUUUGUUUUCAAUAAAUCAGACUUUAAACGUGAAUGUAAAAAUGUCUCCUGUCCAUUAAAAGGGGAAGUGACGGGAAGGUGACGCUAAAAUUCACAAGGAGAAAUGUGCCUUAAAAAAACAACAAAAAUUAAAACAGAAAUAAUGUUGUGUGGGUUCUUUA